AUGGCUCAAGUCAUCGAUUCACCGCGUUUUAGGAUCGAUUCCGACAGCGAUGAAGAGAUCGACAUCGAGCUUGGAGCUCGGCAAGACCCGACGUCUGAAGCACCAGCUGAACAAAAUUUGGAGCAUGAUACUGCGUCGCUUCUAGGGCCAGAGCGACGAAGUAAGCGGGUAAGGACGGCAAUAUUGACCGUCUCCUUCCUCUUCCUUCUGGGUGUGAGCAUCGGGUUGGCUGCGCGCUUUUCACGAGAACAGCCUGCAUCGAUAAACUCAGGGACUGAAGUUCAAAACGGCGACGUGGUUCCCUUCCUUGAUGUCCAGUUUACCGCGGACGAGAGGUCUGUGUUCGUUCUCAGCAAGACGCACUGGAACUCCUCCUUCAUCGUGUACCCGACUGUGGUGAGGCGCGCGGCACCCGUGAAAACUGGACUAGAACGAGGCGGCAUUUUGUUGGAAACCAACGACUUUGCCUUCCAUUUCGAGCUGUCGCCAAGUAGACGGUACCUGCAGCUUGUUCAGGAAUAUCACUACGCAAGUCUUCGCAGAGACAAAGCUGAAGAGCUCCAACAAAUGUUUGACGACAGUCAGUGGCCUGGAUACGUGACCAAAGUCCCCAUUUACGCGGAGACUGACAGCGCUUACUACAUCCCGUCGGACGUCUUCCUCUCGAAUGGAUUCUUCGUGUCAUCCCAGCUUGCUUCGUCCGAUUUCACCGCGCUGGAGAAACCAUCAGAGUCGUUUGAACGGAACACGAUGCUGUUUGUCGAGUACGAGCUUGCUUCAGGAGUUAUUGAGGUUAACUACGCGAUCGGUUUGCUACCUGAUGAGGUCAUGCCUCAGCGAGUGGCCGACGAUCGGAUCGGAUAUUUCGCCAAACGUUUCACGCAGUACAGCAUUCAAGGCCAAGAGCUCAGCGACGGCAACGGCUAUCACUGGUGGGACCCGCAGGUGACAGUCAUCCAUCGCCGGAAACUCGAGCUUGAUGCAACCAGAAACACUACUAAACAUCCAAUCGCGUACUAUAUCGACCCCUCGGUGCCGCCGGAGUGGAGAGAGGCGUUUGCGACGGGAGUGGAGGCGUGGGUCCCUGCAUUUGAACGCAUUGGAUUCCCCAAUGCGAUCCGCGCGGUUCUUCCAGGUGAUGACGACUGGCCAGCCGACUAUAGGCUUGGAGAUUUACGAUUCAACAGCAUUUCCGUGAUGAUAUCGAAGGAGACGUAUGCGUACGGCCCAACCGUUAUUGACCCAAGGUCUGGGGAGAUCCUGCACAGCGAUAUCGUGUUCGAGUACGGAUUUUUCAACGAAGUGAUAUCUGAUUUCGAUAUGAAGUCGCCCACAGACCCACCCCAGUCCCGUAGAGCCUCUACUUCAAGUAUUAACGACGACACGGACACAACAGCUUCAGCCAAGACGUUCACUCACGUCCGCGCUGGUCGAAACCACCAGUGUGGGAUUGCUCGUGAGCAGCAGCAUCAACUUGAUCGCAUCAUGCUACGGUCCUUUGCAGCUGAUGGUGAUGGCUACGUUCCCAAGAAACUCAUCGCUCAGCACUUUGCGGGUAUCGUUAUGCAUGAGGUUGGCCACACUCUCGGGCUACGACACAACUUUGCUGGAUCGACUGCCUAUUCUCGCGAUCAGUUGCGUGAUCCUGAAUUUGUUGCUGAGCACGGACUUUCGACGUCGAUCAUGGACUAUCUACCAGUGAAUAUUUUCUCGGACCUGACGCAGGAUGAAGUGGGCAGGCACCCGUUCUACAUGACCGCGAUCGGAGCUUACGACUACGCUGCCAUUGCCUACGGCUAUUCCAUUACCGAUGACGAGGUUCCAGGAUACAAACACCCGCAUUUGACAGAGCUGGCCGCUGCUGCGCCGUUAUUUCUUACUGACGAGGCGGUGGAGAAUAUGCUGAAUCCUUACGCACAGCGAUUCGACUUGUCCUCCGACCUGGUCGACUACGCUGCGGAUCGCUUGCAGCUAGUGAAGAAUGCUCGGAGUUCUGAUGCGCUGUUGAACAAACUUCCAGAUGAUGCGUCAUCGAUGACGCUGUGGCAACGAGAGCGCAUUCUACUGCGCAUCAUCGAGCAAGCUAUCAGGAUCGUGCGACCCAUGCUCGGCGGGGUGAACGUCACCCACGCGCACCGUGUCAAGGACGAAGGCCCCUACAAUGCCACCUUUGUAUCUAGGGACACCCAACUCGAAGCGCUAGACCUGCUGCUACGUGCUAUCGAAGCUGAAAGUGGGUUGUUCCCAGAGCCGAAGGACUACGGAUUGUUCAUGGAGGUGGUUGGCUUCGACAAAGGGAACUGCAACGAGGCGACGCUCGAUUACGAUUGUCUCGGGCGCGGACUUGUGGACGUCGGUGGCUAUGUCCUCAAUGUCCGAGGGAAAGCGUUAGUGGCGGCGCUAUUUCCUGCUAUGGACCGCAUCGUGCAGCAAGAUGUACUGAGCCCGUUGACGCUGGAAGAGUUACUGGACAUCGUCUUCAAUACACUGAACAACCACCUCACACCGACGAGCGACACGCUAUAUGCCCUGCUGGACGAAAUCCUCCGAAACGCCAUCAGCAACCGCGAUACCGAUGCACGUGUUAAGAAAGCUAUCGAGAAGCAGUGGGGAGUGACUGAGCCUCCUGCAGUGGUCGUCGUGAAGCCCGAUGGGGAAGGUAAAUAG
Molecule: messenger RNA, 2667 nt
Organism: Phytophthora sojae
Lineage: Eukaryota; Oomycota; Peronosporomycetes; Peronosporales; Peronosporaceae
Exons: 2
Coding region: 1-2667 (888 amino acids)
Molecular function (GO): metallopeptidase activity
Source: RefSeq, a predicted model, not a curated record